Messenger RNA from Xiphias gladius (swordfish), 1276 nucleotides. RefSeq names its product stanniocalcin 1, like (gene stc1l). Bases 128 to 889 code for a protein of 253 amino acids. The transcript has 5 exons. Gene Ontology annotation, cellular component: extracellular region. Gene Ontology annotation, molecular function: hormone activity. The record is from RefSeq and is a predicted model, not a curated record. Gene Ontology annotation, biological process: intracellular calcium ion homeostasis. Lineage: Eukaryota; Metazoa; Chordata; Actinopteri; Istiophoriformes; Xiphiidae.
UGCGGCAGGACAGGCGGGACCAGCCGAAGACAGAGAGACCGCGACCAGGACCAGGACGACGACGAAAACAACAACAACAACAACACCACCACCUUCCUCAUCCUCCUCAUCCUCGCCGUGAGACAACAUGCUGCCCGGAUCCGCGCUGCUCCUGCCCCUCAUCCUCGGCUCCGCCGCCUGCUUCGAGCUGCUGCCGGAGGAGGGUGCUCCCCGCCGGGCACGGUUCUCCGCAAACAGCCCGACGGAUGUGGCCAGAUGUUUGAACGGUGCCGUGGCUGUGGGCUGCGGCUUCUUCUCCUGCCUGGAAAACUCGACCUGUGACACCGACGGGAUGCAUGAAAUCUGCGAGCUCUUCCUCCACACCGCCGCCACCUUCAACACAGAGGGUAAAACCUUUGUCAAGAAGAGUCUGCACUGCAUCUCCCAGGGAAUCACGGCGAAGGUUUUCCAGACCAUCCGCCGCUGCAACAUCUUCCAGCGGAUGAUCGCUGAGGUGCAAGAGGAGUGUUACACCAGUCUCGACAUCUGCACCGUGGCCCGUACCAACCCUGAUGCUAUCGGAGAGGUGGUGCAGGUGCCGACUCACUUCCCCAACAGGUACUACAGCACCCUGCUGCAGAGCCUGCAGGCCUGUGACGAGCAGACGGUGGCGGCGGUGAGGGCCGGCCUGAUCGCCAGGCUGGGCCCCGACAUGGAGACGUUCCUCCAGCUCGUCCAGAACAAGCCGUGCGCCGCCGGUUCCGGCCCCGCCGCCUACAACAACCCGUCCAGCUGGAGAAACAUGCCCGUGUUCAACGUUCAGCCCGGCUUCAGAGGCCGAGACCCCACCCACCUGUUCGCCCGGAGAUCUGUGGAUGACGGCGAGGCGGAGGUCAAAGCCCGGAAGUAGAGACCAGGCACACUGGCACAAACACGCAGCUCACUCCUCAGAUCGUGUCUCGCUAUGAUUACUGUUUAGCCCAGAGCUUUAGAUGCUGAUUGGGGUAAUAAUUACUAUGAGGGGCUGUUUGUUAUGGUGAAUACUCGGGCCACCUGACGCACCUGCGGUACAGACCUUUGAAAAGUGGCCUAUGGCAGUGAUAACCUUUGAUAUUUAUUUCCUUGAACCAGUUAAUUUAUGAAGCUGUUAUAUUUAAUGUAGUGCGGGGGGGGCGGGGGGAGGCUGUGGAGGUCAGGAGACGCCUCCAUGCUGGUCAUGGAGCUCUUCGUGACCCCUGUGAGGGCCCGUUUUGCUGGUCUGAGAUCACUUCAUUAGUUCAAGUUGUACGCCAUGUUU